CUCAUUUUGAAACCACAUGUUUCACUAAAACAUGAUUUUUCUUUUUAAAUUUGUAGAUCAUGAAAAACAAGAAAAGGUGGUGGAGAAUAUGUAUCCGUUAAGAUACAAAGACCUACUACCAUCAGGGUUUGGGCCAGUAGAGCCAGUUUUGAAGAUCCGUGUGGAAGUAGUCAACAAAAGAACAGCUUCGGCUGUUAUCUUCAAUACAACAAGUUGUCUAGAGAGCUUAUCCGUGUCAUGGCUGAAACAAGAACUUGGAAUUGAAGUGUACGCAUUAGGACCUCUUCACGUUACACCUUCACCACCUUCUAGUUUACCGGAAGAGGACAAGGGCUGCAUCGAAUGGCUAAACAAGCAGAAAUCGAGGUCAGUCAUAUACAUAAGCGUGGGAACCGUAGCUCAAAUGGAAACUAAGGAAAAUUUGGAGAUGGCUUGGGGACUUUGUAAUAGCAACCAACCUUUUCUAUGGGUCAUUCGACCAGGCUCUAUCCUUGGAUCAGACGGGAUAGAGGCAUUGCCAAACGAAGUCAGCAACAUUAUCUCAGAAAGAGGAUACAUUGUUGAACGUGCACCGCAGAUACAAGUUUUAAGACAUCAUGCAGUGGGAGGGUUUUGGAGCCACAGCCACUGUGGAUGGAACUCAACACUCGAGAGCAUUGUGGAAGGAGUUCCAUUGAUUUGUAGGCCUUUUCAAAGCGAGCAGAAUGUAAACGCAGCGUACAUAGUAAGUGUUUGGGAAGCAGGGAUUCAGCUGGAAGGUGAAGUAGAAAGAGGAAAGGUAGAGAGAGCUGUGAAGAGGUUGAUUGUGGAGGAAGAAGGUGCAGGGAUGAGGAAAGCCUCUCUGAGAAGUGGAGGUUCUUCAUACAAUGCUUUGGAUGAGUUCGUCAAUUACUUGAAGACAAAGUAGAGAUGAUGAACUUGAUCUAUUACUAAAGACCAUUGAUCAUAUUGAAUUAUAUAUUUGGAUCAACCUUGAUAUUGUAAAAUCCACGGAGCAUAGUUUUUUUCUUUUUUUUUUAAUUAAAAACCAAUUGAAAUACGCUUUUCAUCUAUAUGUUUUUAGUUUCAAAAUCCAAUUUUGUGAGUUUCUAAAAGUAUCUGGAUAAUCUAUACAAAAAAUUUGUACAUGAUCAAGUUUAACUCUGUUUUUGGCUUUUUAGAAAUACUACCCUAUAGAUAUUGAUUAUAUUGGACAAGGUUGGUGAGUUGAUUUGGAGGCUCGCUAUUCAUAGUCAUGUUUCUUUCCAGGCAAAUAAAGUGGAUUGCAGCUUGAAAUACAACAUACUAGAAAAGGCUGCAACUUGUCUAGUGGGGAAAUCAACAAACACUUCCAUGAUCAGUCCCAAU
Molecule: messenger RNA, 1347 nt
Organism: Brassica rapa (field mustard)
Lineage: Eukaryota; Viridiplantae; Streptophyta; Magnoliopsida; Brassicales; Brassicaceae
Product: UDP-glycosyltransferase 76E4-like
Molecular function (GO): quercetin 7-O-glucosyltransferase activity; quercetin 3-O-glucosyltransferase activity
Source: RefSeq, a predicted model, not a curated record